Messenger RNA from Hermetia illucens (black soldier fly), 2024 nucleotides. RefSeq names its product synaptic vesicle glycoprotein 2B-like. The transcript has 8 exons. NCBI's taxonomy places the organism in Eukaryota, Metazoa, Arthropoda, Insecta, Diptera, Stratiomyidae. Gene Ontology annotation, molecular function: transmembrane transporter activity. Gene Ontology annotation, biological process: transmembrane transport. Bases 292 to 1953 code for a protein of 553 amino acids. The record is from RefSeq and is a predicted model, not a curated record.
AGAACGGUUCGGGUAGUUUUACUUCCAAGUGGAUUUGUUGUUUUGAAUCAGUGUCGAAUUCUAUUAUACAAAGUGCCUGCUACACGAUCUCGGAGGACUGAUCUUCCGAUUAUCUUUUUAGUUAGUGUUAAAGUUGAUAAAGUUCCUUCUAUUUUACUUAUUGAAUAUUUGUUGGGUGCAUUCUAGUAACAGUGAAGCAAGUGAGCUACUAUCAUUGAUAAGCUCCGCAAUUGUGUUAUCAUCAUUCAUUAGUUUUAGUAGUGAUUGUUUCGUGAGUGAAGGGUGAAAACCAUGUGCAAAGCAAUUACACAAAAUGAUGCAAAUGAGGAAAAAGAAGAGGAAAAUAUCGAGACAGGUAUCGGGGAUCAUAAACAUGCAAAGGAAGCAAAUUUCGAUACAGCUUUAGCAGAGACAAAAUUUGGGAAAUUCAACUACUUCAUGAUAACAGUGGCUGGCAUGAUAUUGGGAGCAGUAAUUUUCGAAACAUUAGGCAUAAGUUUCAUAUUGCCAGUCACCGACUGUGAUUUGCAUUUUUCAACGCAAGAAAAGGGCGUGCUUGGUGCAAUUGGAUUCAUUGGCAUUAUAACAAGCUCACAUCUAUGGGGAUUCCUUGCGGAUACAAAAGGACGAAGGCGAAUCAUUCUCCCAACGCUUAUCAUAGCAUUCACAUUUACUCUGAUCUCUAGUUUUCUUAAUAACUUCUGGUCGUUGGUUAUAUUCCGAUAUUUGAAUGGAUUUUUUGUUUCCGGAGGAUCUGCAACUGUUUACGCAUAUCUUGGAGAAUUUCAUACAAACCAGGCCAGGUCCAAAGCAAUCAUGGGAGCUGCAGUGAUAUUCGCAAUUGCCGUGUUAUUAAUACCAGGAUGUGCUUGGCUUGUGAUAAACCAAAGUUUCCAAAUUUAUAUUCCAUUCCUUGACAUCGUAUAUAAGCCGUGGAGAUUAUUUUUGUUGGUUUGUGGAAUUCCCAGUCUGAUCUGCGCUUUGUGCUUAUUCGUGAUUCCAGAAAGCCCGAAAUAUACUCUGCUCUAUAAGGGUCAGGCGGAGACUAUUCAGAUUUUGAGCAGAAUCUAUUCAAUAAAUACUGGAAACGCAAGGGAGACAUAUCCGUUUACACAUAUUGAACAAACGGACGAAUACACUCUUCGCGUAAGUGACUCAGCACUUAUGAGACAUCCUGCGUUGAAUACAUUCAUAGCCAUGUGGAAGCAAACUAGCUCCCUUUUCCAUAGAAAAUAUUUGAAGCAAACUGUGCUAGGUUGCCUGUUACAAUUUAUAACAUUCAUAACGGCUAAUGGUCUGUACAUGUGGUUCCCUGCUAUUAUUGAUGAAAUUGGAGAGUUUCGAAACUUGAAUCCAAAUGGCCGAGCUUCCCUUUGCCAGAUUCUUGUCGGGAACAAGAUACAUAAUCACACAAAUUUGGAGCAUGCGGUGCCAAGAUGCAGAGAAACCCUUGAUAUAACUACUUAUCAGUAUGCGCUUUUCUUAGAGGCUUUAUAUGUGAUAUCGUUAGCAUUGAUUGGAUUUAUAGUCAACGCAGUAGGAAAGAUAUCGAUCUUAUUCGUGAUUCUAGUAGGAAGCGGAAUAGCGGGUUUGGUGGUGGCCUAUGUCACCAUGCCAUUGUUAGCCAUUUACCUAUUUAUUAUCUUGAUGCUAUCUGGGUUGGCGCCAGUUGUUAUCAAUGCAGCAACAGUUGAUCUAUUCCCAACGAGUUUAAGGGCCACGGCUGUUUGCAUUACCUUGAUGUUUGGAAGAUCGGGGAGCGUGGUUGGUGCCAAUAUAAUCAGUUCCGUUUUGGAUGUAAAUUGUGAAGCGGCAUUCCUGUUUUCGGGAAUUAGUUUAAUCUUUGGUGGAUUUAUGGGACUUUUAAUACCGAAAAAAUUGGAAACAGACGAAAAAACUGAACAGAGGCCAAAAGAAAAUUACCUUUCUGCUAAUAGUAUUCACAAUAUUUAAUUUCUAUGAAAUUUUUUUUUUAUUCUAAGUUUGUAGUUUUUUUUAAUAAAUGAGUUUUAAUUAAUUAGAAA